AGUAUUCCGACAGUGAUAUGGACUUUUGGGAUGACGUGUCAUUUUUUUCCAGACCUUAAAGCCGGACUUCAACGUCGUUCAACCAACUUGCAAUAUAUUAUAUUAUAACUAUCGUGUUAUAAUUGGAAUACAAUUUUUGUCAUGGCGCACAAUGGCAAUUAUAAUGGCCCAAAGGAAUCCAGACCAGACGACGACAGUGACGGCAUUUCUCUAUUGUCUGGUGAUGUCAAUUCAGUUAAUAAAAAUGAUGAUGGCUCAAAUACGGAUUGUGGUAAGAGUAAAAUCGAAGACAGCGAUGUACCAACAACCAUUACUGACACAGAUGAAAACGAAAACGCUAAGAAAUUAGCAGCGUUUGUCAGGAAAGUAUUGCGUGAUGAAGUAGUCGAUGAGAAGAUGGAAUGGCCACCAUGUUUAUUGGUAAAAAUGUUUUUUAUCAAAAUAUAUUUGUGAGGAACAUGUAAUUGAUUUAUUGAUAUU
Messenger RNA from Acyrthosiphon pisum (pea aphid), 480 nucleotides. RefSeq lists its product as uncharacterized. The coding region runs from base 142 to 453 and encodes 103 amino acids. NCBI's taxonomy places the organism in Eukaryota, Metazoa, Arthropoda, Insecta, Hemiptera, Aphididae. The record is from RefSeq and is a predicted model, not a curated record. The transcript is spliced from 2 exons.